AUGACUGAAGUUACUAUGAAGAAUCAGCCGUCAAAGACACACUGGUGGUGGCUUGAUGAGCACACCGCCGUUAGAAGAUCACCAUGGCUUCAAUCUACACUCACUGAGCUGAAUGAGAAGACAAAGGCAAUGUUAAAGUUAAUUGAAGAAGAUGCGGAUUCGUUUGCUCAACGAGCUGAGAUGUUUUACAAGAAGAGACCGGAGCUUGUGAGCAUGGUUGAAGAUUUCUACAAGAUUCACCGUUUGUUAGCUGAGCGGUAUGAUCAAGUUCGGCCUGAAGCUGGAACUCGCCUGCUUCCUCCUUCUGCUUGCUUGAAGCAUUCUCAAUCAGAGAAGUUGAUGAGUUUUGAUUAUCGUGGUUAUGAUAGCUAUUCUGAGAAUUGUGAUGUGGAGGAAUCUGUGGAAUCGGAAAUUGAUGAUCCUGAGCAUGAAGGGGAAGUUCGGUUUGCGGCUCCAAAUGAAGUGAUGAAGUUGUUGAAAGACAUUGAAAGAGUUGGUGAAGUGAAGAAGAUUGAUAAGGAUCAAAUCAAGCAGAAAGAUGAGAUUCUUGAUGAAGUAAUGAUGUUGAGGGAACAAAUCGAACGAAUCAGAAAAGAAAAUGAAGCACAUAAAGAUGAACUCGCGCAGAAAGAUAUUGUUUUUAACGAUGUAGUAUUGAAUUUGAGGGAAGAAAUAGAGAAACUCAAGAAAGAUAACAAAACGAAGAAUGAAGUUCAUCAGAAAUAUGCCAUUCGCGGCGAAGUAAUGAAGUUGAGGGAAGAAAUAGAGCGGCUUAGAAAAGAGAAUGAAGCUCAAAAGGAAGAACUCAAGAAGAAAGAUACCUAUAAGAAUGGAGUAAUGAAGUUGAGGGAAGAAAUAGAGCGACUCAGAAAAGAGAAUGAAGCUCAAAAGGAAGAACUCAAGAAGAAAGAUAGCAUUUGCAAUGAAGUAAUGAAAUUGAGGAAAGAAUUAGAAAGACACAAGGAAGAGAAUAAAGCUCAAAACAAUGAACUCAAGCAUAAAGACACCAUUCACGAUGAAAUAACGAUGUUGAAGGAAGAGAGGGAAAGUCUUAGAGAACAGAAUAAGACACAGAAGGCCGAUCUCAAGCGAAAAGACAAAGAGAAGAUAGAGGUGAUAAGACAACUGAGUUCAACAAUAGAUUUGCUGAAGCAAGAGACCGUGAAGAUGAAAAGCUUCAUCGCUAAGGAAUCUGCCAAGAAAUGGAAGACACCAUUCGAGUUCAAUAAACUAGUCGAAACAUUCUCAGGCAAGUUGUUUAAGGGAGGUCCUAGAAGGAAUAAGCCAAGUGUUGUAGCUCUCUAG
Messenger RNA from Lathyrus sativus (Indian pea), 1305 nucleotides. NCBI's taxonomy places the organism in Eukaryota, Viridiplantae, Streptophyta, Magnoliopsida, Fabales, Fabaceae. The record is from the annotation of a GenBank genome assembly.